UGUCACGUGACAUUCAGGUCUUCCGGGUUGUUUCAAAAUGCCACAAACUGCGUUAAGCGGCUGGUGAUAAAGUGAAAUAAUGUGAAUAUAAAAUAAUGAUAUAAUUCUAACGGAAACACACUGGAGGUAAAAAUCCCGCGGAGAAAAAGGAGAAUUUGUACAUUUAUAUUUUAUUCCGGAGACUUUGGGACCGGUGUCAGAUAACAGGAGCUGGUAUACAAAUGCGGCUAAAAGAUCCCUUCUCCUUAAAAACGGCCGAGAUGACCAAGCGGUCCAACAAACCCAAGAAACCUCGAGAAGAGGAGUCUUCCGAUGAGGUCAGCGGACUGACGUGUCAGCACGUGAGUAAAGCAGUGGAGUUGAACUCGGUGAAAAAAGCGGUAACAGGAAGUUUGUGGUUCGUUUGUUCUGACUGUUUGAGGGAGAGAGACGUGUUGGAGGCGGAGCAGGGCGGCGCUCACGACAUCCUCGUGUGUCUCAAGUGUGGCUUUCAGGGAUGCUGUCAGUCAGAGAGGCAGCAUUCAGUGAAACAUCAGCAGGCUCAUCACUCAGACUCUCACUGUAUCAGCAUCAGCCUCAGCACCUGGAAAGCCUGGUGUUUCGAGUGUAAUGAGGAACUCUCCACACACUGCAAUAAAAAAGCUCUGGCUCAAACACUCGACUUCCUGCAGAAACACUCAGCAAAGUCCACAUCAGGUUCAACGUCCAAACUCAUCAAACUGAUCGAGGAGCCUGUGGAGUAUCUGGAGCCUGUGAGAGGGAAGAGUGCGGCGAACAGCACUUUAAUUCCUGUUAAAGGAAUCGUAAAUCUGGGAAAUACGUGUUUCUUUAAUGCUGUGAUGCAGAACCUGUCUCAGACGCACAUGCUUAAUGACCUCAUACAGGAAGUGAAAGAGAAAGGACACAAGAUGAAGAUCUGCCCUCCCCCUGAUACCAACUUGGGCCUGUUGACUGUGACUCUGGCCUGUCCGGAGCCGCUCACAUCCGCCAUGAUGUUGUUCCUGUGCAGUAUGAAGGAGGCAGGGAAAGGACCGGUAUCUCCCAAAGUACUCUUCACUCAACUCUGUCAGAAGGCUCCUCGUUUUAAAGGUUAUCAGCAGCAGGACAGUCAGGAGCUCCUACACUACCUGUUGGACUCGGUCAGGAUGGAGGAGAACAAGCGAAUCAAAGCAGCCAUCCUGAAAGCUUUUAAUAAUCCCACUGAGAAAACAGCUGAUGAGGAGACCAAACGCCAGGUCAAAGCCUACGGUAAAGAGGGCGUGAAGAUGAACUUUGUUGAUCGCAUCUUUGUCGGCGAGUUGACGAACACUAUUAUGUGUGAAGAGUGUGAACAUAUCUCUACAGUGAAGGAGGCUUUUAUCGACAUCUCUCUGCCCAUCAUUGAGGAGAGAAUCUCCAAACCCUCAAACUCGGGCAGGUUGAGUAAACCGAGCCGAGAGCAGGAGUCCCCGAGCGGCCGCGCAGACGAUCCGCCUCAUUCACACAGCGGCCAUGACGGGAAGAAGCCGAGCGUCCAGAAGCCGCAGGUUCGACGCUCGUCCACUUGUCAGGACCCCAAAGGAAGAGAACAAUCGACAUCUACCCCACGAGAAGACACCAAAUGUUCGAGUUGUGUGGGCAGCCAGUCAGAUGGCAGCGAUAAAGACUCCUCCCCUCAAGACAGCAGCAACGACGCAGACAGUGAGGCGUCGGAGUCUGAGUGCUCGGUGGGAAUCUCCACUUCCUCUAAUAAAACCUCGUCUUCCUCCUGCGUAAGCCACGCCCCAUCUGCAUCAAGCCACGCCCCUUUAGUCGGGGAGCAGACAGGAAGUGCGGUCGAGCAGCUAGUGAGCGCGGUGUCUAAGUUGGGGUUAGUGCACACGCCGCUCGGCGGUCUAUCACUCGGACAUGGAGGUGAGGGGAGAGAGAGAGAGCGGGAGAAGGAGAGAGACCAGCAGGGGGCGUUCCAGGCGCUGUCACACAGCUACACUCCAGCGUCCAAGGAGUGUUCAGUGCAGUCCUGCCUCCAUCAGUUCACCUCCAUCGAGCUGCUGAUGGGAAACAACAAGCUGCUGUGUGAGAACUGCACUGAGAAACGCCACAGACAGCACAGGAGGAGUGGAGAUAAGAAAGUAGAGAAGGUGUACACGAGCGCCCGAAAGCAGAUGCUAAUCUCACAGCUGCCACCAGUUGUCACACUGCACCUUAAACGUUUUCAUCAGGCCGGGAUGAACUUGCGGAAGGUGAAUCGGCAUGUUGAUUUUCCACUCGUUCUGGAUUUAGCUCCGUUCUGCUCUGCCUCCUGCAAGAACCAGGGUUCUGGAGAGCGGGUUCUCUACAGUCUGUAUGGUAUUGUGGAACACAGCGGCUCGAUGCGAGGAGGCCAUUACACAGCGUAUGUCAAAGUCCGAACACCACAACGCAAGUGUGAACAACUCAGGAGUCAAUCUGGAUGUAGAGAAGCCGGGGCGCCCCCUCCAGGUCAGUGGGUGUACGUGAGUGACACCAGUGUUCAGACGGUUCCUGAAUCUCGAGUACUGAACUCUCAGGCGUACUUGCUGUUCUAUGAGGAGCUCCUCUAGGGGUGCCAUUACUUAUGGAACUCUUCUGUUCUGGCAUCACUGAUGUUCCUUUGUGGAUGCAGCAUACAAUCAGCUAUAGGACACAUCAACACACAAAAUCUGUGGUUUAAAAAGCCAUGUGUGAAUGAGACUUAUGUUAAUAUAUGAUUUAUUAUGAAAAUGAAGAUGAUGAUGAUGAUGAUGAUGAUGAUGAUGAGGAAUUUGCCUGCAAGCUGAUCGCAGGUCGUUUCUGAGACACUGUAAUGAGUAGAAAAUGUUCUGAACUGUAGAAGUAUUUAUAUUUUUGGGUCUCUGUGUCUCGCUGUUUGUCUCUCAUCACAUUUCACCUGUUAAAGAAAUGUUUCUUAUCUCAAGCAACAAAAACCAAAGAGCUUAGAACACAUCAGAGCGUGGAGCUGGGGUUCUCCUCCACACCCUGCUGGUGCAGAGAACCUCAGGAAGAACAUCAGUGAGACCAUUCAUCACCAUCAAUAUACUACAGCUCAAUCCUGAAGGCAAUCUGAUCAACCUACACACACACACACACACACACACACAUACACCGGAGGAAAUAAAAUCUCAUGCUGUGUGAUUCA
Molecule: messenger RNA, 3136 nt
Organism: Silurus meridionalis
Lineage: Eukaryota; Metazoa; Chordata; Actinopteri; Siluriformes; Siluridae
Gene: usp45
Product: ubiquitin specific peptidase 45
Exons: 18
Coding region: 222-2561 (779 amino acids)
Biological process (GO): protein deubiquitination
Molecular function (GO): cysteine-type deubiquitinase activity; zinc ion binding
Source: RefSeq, a predicted model, not a curated record